AGUCCAACAGUCGUUUUCUGAAGCUGUGUCCACAUGUCCUGUCUUUCUCUUUAAAGGUUUAUUGCUGUUUGGAUGUCAAGCUAUAUCUUUAACAACAGAAUCCUGAUAAGGAUCUCACUUAGGGCACAUACACGAAACAACAUGUGCACUUCUGUUUCUGUGGUCCUUAUUAUCGGACUGCAGACAUCAAGACGGUUACUUCACCUCUGCAUGUCUAGAGGCAUCACGUCAGUAAAAGAGGGAAAAGGAAGCUUGAAGUGGAAUUCCUGGCUGUACCUGGAAGAACCUUCACUGAGACAUCACCAUGGAAGGAGAGAACAUCACAGAAUACACCACAAUGUAUGAUUACAGCACUUUUUUUACUGACGAUGGAAACUACAAUCCUAUCAGCUACAGCGACGUAAUGGACUUCAUCAGAGUGUUUCUGGCCACUCUCUAUAGUUUGGUUUUCAUCCUGGGCUUCAUAGGUAACGGACUAGUGGUGUGUGUCCUGGUGAAGCAUCGCAAUCAGAGCAACCUGACAGACAUCUGCCUCUUCAACCUGGCACUCUCUGACCUCCUCUUCGUCUUCACGCUGCCGUUCUACUCUCACUAUGCCAGGGUCGGCCAGUGGACUUUUGGAGACUUCAUGUGCCGUUUAGUCUCCGGCUCUCACCAGAUUGGCUUCUUCAGCAGCAUCUUCUACAUGGUUGUUAUGACGCUGGACCGCUACAUGAUCAUCUUGCACGCUCACAGGGUUGCACGUUAUCGUACAAAGAAGGCAGCCAUCAUUCUGACCGUGCUCGUUUGGAUGCUGAGCUUGUUUGUGUCUCUGCCGGAUUUUAUCUUCACACAGGAAACAGAAGAGUACCAGAAGUUUGGAUGUGACUAUCCCGAGGAGAGCAAAAUCUGGGCUCAUUACAACCUGUUCACUAUAAAUGUACUGGGUCUUGUGAUUCCUUUGUUGGUGAUGGUAGGUUGCUACUCCAGGAUCAUUCCCACACUGGUGAGCAUGAGGACCUCAAAGAAGCACCGCAUCGUCAAGCUGAUCAUCUGCAUAGUGGUUGCAUUUUUCUUGCUCUGGGCUCCAUUUAACAUUUCUCGUUUCUUGAAGUUUCUUCAGGAAAAAGGAAAAAUCCCACAUGAUGAAACUUGGGAGAAAAAUUUAAUGAAAUCAAUAAUAGUGACCCAGGCCUUAGCUUACGCUCACUGCUGCCUGAACCCCAUCAUAUAUGCUUUUGUGGGAGAGAAGUUUAUGAGACGAGCCUUGCAGCUGCUGAAAAAGUUUGUGCCUGGUUACAGCAGAGAUGUGGCAGACAGGAGAAGCACAGUUAUGUCCAGAUCCACUGAAGUCACCUCCACUUACAUCUAUGGAGGUCAGUUGUAGCCACAGUACUCUUCACCGGUGUCUUAGCUUCAAGGCCUGUCUGCACACGUUUAGACCAUUUCAAUGAGUAUAACCUCUUAGCACUGCCUCCUCCUUACAGAAUUUCAAGUCUUUUCUAAACUCUGUGUAAUGCUUUUCCUUCGUCUGCUCAGGCCAAAUGAAACUUGCUGUUCACGGCAGCCUGUAACAGUUUGCUUUCUUCUUUUAUGUGUUUUUAAUGAGCUGUGGAAAAAGUGUUUCAUUCAAAUGUAUCGCGUUAUGAAGUUAAGGUUUAGAAGCAUAAUUUCCACAUUUCACAUCAUAAUGGAAUUUGAUAUGUUUAUGUGGAACAAACUUUCCAGUGUUGCCAGAUUUUAUGCUCUCACUUUUGUAUUUCUGUACAUUAUACGGUGUGCUGUUUUUCAUUCUAAACAUAUUCUAAAAUAAACUUUUUCUGAUGUUUGUACAAAACCUGUACUUUCAUUUAUAUAUUUCAAGCUAAUCUCUUUCUAAAUUUCAAAUAUAUGCAAUUUCUCUUUCUUUUAUAAUUUCAUGAUUUCAUGAUGUAUUUGUAAGUACCCUGCAAAUGGAGAGAUCAAAGUCUUUCAUGUACUUAUUUCUCAUCUUGUUUCUGUGUAACUGUUUUCUUAGGACAAUAAAUGAUACAGCACAUCUUGAACUUGAAAUGAAAGUCAUACACUUGGUCAUUGAGCAUUCUUGUCAGAUUCCAAAAUUACAUUUGAGAUAUGUACAUUUGGUAAGACAUGUUAGGUAGUUUCAGAUCAAUGUAUUUAUGGUUGCAGCCACCACUAAACACUAGCAUGAUUUAUUUCAGGCAGGAACUGUGAGUAA
Haplochromis burtoni (Burton's mouthbrooder) is the source of this 2197-nucleotide messenger RNA. RefSeq names its product C-C chemokine receptor type 2-like. Bases 305 to 1366 code for a protein of 353 amino acids. Gene Ontology annotation, molecular function: chemokine receptor activity. The record is from RefSeq and is a predicted model, not a curated record. Gene Ontology annotation, biological process: G protein-coupled receptor signaling pathway; immune response; chemotaxis. Gene Ontology annotation, cellular component: membrane. NCBI's taxonomy places the organism in Eukaryota, Metazoa, Chordata, Actinopteri, Cichliformes, Cichlidae. The transcript has 3 exons.